Molecule: messenger RNA, 1807 nt
Organism: Lotus japonicus
Lineage: Eukaryota; Viridiplantae; Streptophyta; Magnoliopsida; Fabales; Fabaceae
Product: cytochrome P450 71AP13-like
Exons: 2
Coding region: 202-1233 (343 amino acids)
Molecular function (GO): oxidoreductase activity, acting on paired donors, with incorporation or reduction of molecular oxygen; heme binding; monooxygenase activity
Source: RefSeq, a predicted model, not a curated record
GGGAAAAACGCUAGUGUGAGGAUAUUAUAUAUAAAAACACUGCUCCAUAAGUGGUUCAAACACUAGCAUCACAUCAUCUAGCAUUCUGCAAACUACACUCCUCUCAGCUUAUCAAAUGGCUCUUCUCCAAUGGCUGAAGGAAGACUAUAAACAAGUCAAGAACCAUUCUUGUUCUUUGUUUUCAUCUUCAUAACUCUAUCGAUGAAACUUCUCUCUAUAAACAAGUCAAGAACCUGCAGAAGAUCCAAUUUCCCUCCUGGCCCUCCUACCCUACCCAUCAUUGGAAAUCUCCACCAGUUAGGAACCAUGCCCCACCUAUCUCUUCAAGGCCUUGCUGAGAAAUAUGGACCCAUAAUUUUCCUCCAACUUGGUGAAAUCCCAACAGUCGUUGUUUCAUCAGCUAGAAUUGCAAAAGAGGUGUUGAAGACCCAUGACCUUGCACUUGCAAACCGCCGACAACUAUUUUCAGCUAAGUACCUCUUUUACAACUGGACAGACAUUGUUUUCUCUCCUUAUGGUGCUUACUGGAGGCAUAUCAGAAAAAUUUGCAUCCUUGAGCUUCUCAGUGCUAAAAGGGUACAAUCAUACAGUUCUGUUAGAGAAGAAGAAGUUAGUCGUCUGGUUCAUCGGGUGGCAGGGUCUUAUCCCAGAACAAUCAAUUUGUCUAAGAUUUUGAAUCAGUAUGCAAACAAUGUCCUUUGCAGGGUAGCAUUUGGAAGGGACUUUUCUGAAGGAGGAGACAAUCAACGAUUUGGGUUCCAAAAGAUGCUUGAUGAGUACCAGGAACUACUUGGUGGAUUCAGUUUUGGGGACUUCUUUCCUUCCUUGGAGUUCAUGCACAGCUUGACGGGAAUGAAAUCAAGACUUGAAGACACUUCUCAAAGAUUUGAUCAACUCAUUGAUCAGAUACUGAAUGAACACUUGGCUUCAGAUAAAGUAGAGGAGCAUAAGGACCUAGUGGAUGUUUUGCUUGAGGUGCAGAAGAAUGAUUCGGGUGAGAUGCCUCUCACCACUGAUAACAUCAAGGCAAUCAUCUUGGACAUGUUUGCUGCAGGAACUGAUACAACCUUCAUUACCCUUGAUUGGGCAAUGACAGAGCUGCUAAUGAAUCCUCAUAUUAUGGAAAAAGCUCAAAACGAAGUGCGGAGCAUCCUGGGAGAAAAAAGAGUUGUUGCAGAGAGUGAUCUGCAACAACUACACUACAUGAGUGCUGUUAUCAAAGAGACUUUUUGAUUGCAUCCCGCAGUUCCAAUUCUAGUCCCAAGGGAAUCCAUGGAAGAUGUUAUCAUAGACGGGUACAAAUUCCAGCUAGAACAAGAAUUUUUGUGAAUGCUUGGGCAGUAGGAAGGAACCCAGAAAGUUGGGAAGAUCCUAGUGUAUUUAAACCAGAGAGGUUUCUAAAGAGUAAUAUUGACUUCAGGGUGUUAGGAAAAACAAAGGGAGAAAGCUGCGCCGUGGAAGAACCACUGCCUUGAAAGCAAAAAUUCCGGCAGACCUCCGGUGCAAUCCAGUGCCGGGUUUGCUCCCCAAGGUUAACACAGCUGCACGUCAGGUACUGUGCACUCAGAACCAGAACGUACUGGAGACUCUACAACAAUGCUCAGAAUUUUAGUUGGAAAAACCAAGUUAUCUAUAUACCAAAACAAGAUGACUAUACUUAUAUAAAGCAUACGACCAUAUGGAAAAGCUGAAGUCACCUCCCCAACGGAACAUUUUCCAAUUUAAAGGUAAUAAAAACAUUUUAAGAGUCAUAAUAUAUUGUCUAAAUGACCCAUGAUAAUAUUUGGGUUAAAUAACCCAUGAUCUA